Molecule: messenger RNA, 2493 nt
Organism: Danio rerio (zebrafish)
Lineage: Eukaryota; Metazoa; Chordata; Actinopteri; Cypriniformes; Danionidae
Source: RefSeq, a predicted model, not a curated record
CUGCACUCAAAAGGGAGGAGUUGGCGAGAAAAAAACGGACUUUAAUGAUAGUCCUUUCAGAAUGACACGUAUGAAAGUUUUGAAAAAGCCAAUUCAUAGCCAUUAGUCGGACUUACUUUUUCCGUAAGGGCUAAGUAGCCUAUAAUUACAGCUAGCUGUAAGAGAAAAGUAUGUAAGAAAGCAACUGGUGCGUCCAUUAAAGGGACAGCAACGCGAGCAGAAAAAAAUAAACAGACGGAUCAUUGUGGCUUUCCUAAACAUUUACGUCUCUGAAGAAUCGGAUGGCACAUAGUCUAUACUGUCUACUCAAGAAGAGGAGGAAAAAAGAUGGGGAAAGGGAUUUGUUCGAGACGACAGAGAAGAAUAUUUCAGUCUUUCCUCCUUGUCAUCUUCGUCUGCGGGACGUUGUGCGCCUUCAUGAUCUCAUAUGAGAUGCAUAAAGAGCUGAAAAAGACUGAGGCGACCGCUUUGAAGUACCAGCAGCAUCAAGAGUCUCUUUCUGCGCAGCUGCAAGUUGUAUACGAACACCAUUCUAAACUAGAGAAAUCCCUCCAGAAAGAAAGACUAGAGCACAAGAAGGCUGAAGAGGAUUUCCUCGUGUUUAAGCGGGAGUCACAGAAGGCCCUCAACAAAGAGAAGCAAGAUUCAACCUAUCGACUGAAUUCUCUGCAGACAGAGCACCAAAUACUGCAGUCCCAACAUGAAGAUUUGAAGAUGCAGUACUAUGAGCUUCAAGAGAAGCAUCAGAAUCAAGGGCAGGAUCAUGAGCGUGUUCUGGAUGAACACAGGCUGAAAAUAGACAACCUGCAGAGGGAAAAGGAGGUUGAAAUAUCCAGACUUAAAGAGAACGUGUACAACCUUCGAGAGGAGAACCGACAGCUGCGGAAAGCUCAUCAGGAUAUCUACGCGCAGUUACUUGACGUGCAGGUGGAAGGAUAUGAGGGAAAUGGAAAAGGCUUUUCCCCUCGAGGUGUGUUGGAGAUUGAAAAUAACAAUGUGACCAAAGUGGCAAUGAAGCAGCCUCGGCAAAUUGAUAUUUUUGCUGAGGGAAACGGCAAGAAAGAGGAGAGAAGCACAUCAAAGGAUAGAGGAGGAGAGGAUAAGGGGGAAAAGGCAGAGCUGGAACAUUCCUUAUCAAACCCAGAAGAGCUGGGCAUUAACCCUCGCAACACGUUAAGCCAAAGCCUGGAGAAACAGACACAGACGGAGCCACUUCACACAACCAAAGCGCACUUUGAGGCUUUGGAACCAGUUCUUGCUGGCAAUGCUGUGCAAACACUCCUUGGUAUGGCAGGACAAGAUGCAGCAAAACAUGUGGAGGAUGCUCAAAAACAGGGCAUAGGGAAAAACUUGAACACAGAGAUUGAGGCCAACAACCAGAACGAAGAAGAGGAUGAAGAAGAAACCGAGUACAAGACUAAUGCGGACAAGAUCAGACCUGAAGAGGAUGAACAGCUUGUGGUGGCAGGCAAUCCAGAGCCGGAUGAGCAAUAUGUGGACGAUGUGGAGGAAGAGACUCUUGAUGAAUCCGUUCUUAACAGACAGAAGAGAGCGGAGGAAGACGAGAGCGAAGAAGAUCUCUACACUGAACGUGAUGGAGUACAGGAUCAUGCAAACCCAGAAUCAGAAACGUUUGCCAAUCAGGAGUACUUUAAAGAAAAACUAAUAAAAAGAGGAUGAAAGAGGAAAAAAGAAAUCAAAAGACUGAGAUGUCCUGUCUUCUGAGUGGCUUUACACAUCUCUUCUUGACUGGCGGAAACUUAAAGUACAACUGCAACAACUCUAAAGAACUGACUACUUGUGCUUAUGCAAGACUUAUGCAAGGAUUUGUUCAGCAUUUAUUUUUAAUCAAGGCUUUGUGUCUUCUUGAUCUUACUAAGGCGAUAGGAACUGGCAUCCUGCUGAUAUGCAUUCAAUAUGUCGAUGAAUAUUUGAAUGAUUUCUUUUGGGCAGAAAAGUAAUUAUUAUUUAUUUUUUGUUUUAAAUAUUCAUUCAGUUCUUCACUUGUAAGAAACAAGUAAAAUGUGUUUAAAAUAAUUUUCACUUAUAUUUUCACUUUAUUAAAAGUAGUAAUGCAUUAUUGGAACAACAAAGAAGAGGAACAAAUGAAAAUGUAUUGCAAAGCUUUUUGUGUUUUUAUACUUUUUAACUUGUAGUACUUUUCCUGUGGUGAGUUAUACUUUAUUGUGAAAACUUGCACAUUGGGACUAAACUUGCAAGAAACUCAAGUAUUUUUGGAACUGUAGUUUUCAUGUACACUGAAUUACAUUCAAACAGUUGCUUUUUACGUAUUUACAUGAAGCCAAACGAAUAUUUUUGUUCAUUUUUUUUUAGAUAUUGUUGAAAAGAAUAAUAUCAAAAUGGUGCUUUAGUUAACCCCCUUUUCUCCCAACUCUUCGCGUUCUCAUUUAUAUGAAUGUGAUCUGUAUUUGUUCAUGCAAAUGAGAUGCUGUGUUUAUUGUUUUUCUAAUAAAGAUUUUACAAUACUACUGC